Messenger RNA from Balaenoptera acutorostrata (minke whale), 4847 nucleotides. It is a transcript of the gene TRAPPC11, whose product is annotated as trafficking protein particle complex subunit 11. The coding region runs from base 224 to 3625 and encodes 1133 amino acids. Lineage: Eukaryota; Metazoa; Chordata; Mammalia; Artiodactyla; Balaenopteridae. The record is from RefSeq and is a predicted model, not a curated record. The transcript is spliced from 30 exons.
CAAGCCCAGGAAGUGCUUCCUGUGCCUGCGCGGGUGGGCACUGGGAAGUCUCGCUUGUGGGCACCGGCUCAGGGGCGGUGGCGGUAGGGACGGCCCCCGGCGUUUUGUGACCCCCCCCCCACCCCGCGCCUGCUUCCCCUGGUUCUCCCCCGGCUGGCGGCGACCGGCCACAGCUGCAGCGGGCUCGGAGCGUGCGGCCUGGAAUUUUCCUGACUCCUUGAACAUGAGCCCCACACAAUGGGACUUCCCUGUGGAAUUAUGUUGUCGGCCUAUGGCUUUUGUUACUCUCACGGGCCUGGAUGUGGUUUAUAAUGCCGUCCAUCGAGCUGUCUGGGAUGCUUUCUGUGCCAAUCGGAGGGCUGAUCGGGUACCGAUUUCUUUCAAGGUGCUCCCAGGUGACCAUGAGUAUCCCAAAUGUAGACCCAAGAGAACUUCGUAUGAAUGGUACAUUCCCAAAGGGAUCCUGAAGACAGGCUGGAUGAAUAAGCAUCUGAAUCUGGUGCCAGCCCUGGUGGUCGUGUUCUACGAACUGGACUGGGAUGAGCCCCAGUGGAAAGAAAAGCAGUCUGAGUGCGCGACCAGAGUGGAAAUAGUUAGGCAGAGUUUACAAGGGAGAAACACAAAAGUUGCAGUGGUUCUGAUUCAGAAGAAAACCCCUUUGCCCCCAGGAGAAGAUGUCAUUGCUUCCGAAAGGGCUGCAGCCUUGUGCAAUGCGUGUGAACUCUCGGGGAAGUCUUUGUUUGUACUGCCCCAUACGGACCACCUUGUGGGUUAUAUUAUAAGAUUAGAAAACGCCUUUUAUGAACAUGCACAGACUUACUACUACACUGAAAUUAGAAGAGUGAAAUCUCAUAAAGAAUUUUUGAAUAAAACAACACACCAGCUUUUAUUUGUUAGACAUCAGUUCAAAAUAGCUUUCUUCAGUGAGUUGAAACAAGAUACACAAAAUGCUCUGAAGAAUUACAGGACCGCCUAUAAUCUUGUACAUGAAUUGAGAGCCCAUGAAACUAAUAUUCUGGAAAUUAAGACCAUGGCAGGAUUUAUCAACUACAAGAUCUGUAGGCUGUGUUUUCAGCACAACACCCCACUGGACGCAAUUGCUCAGUUCCGAAAGCACAUCGACUUGUGUAAGAAAAAAAUCGGAAGUGCAGAGUUGUCUUUUGAGCAUGCUGCAUGGAUGUCUAAACAAUUCCAGGCCUUUGGAGAUUUAUUUGAUGAAGCUAUCAAGUUGGGGUUGACAGCUAUUCAAACUCAGAAUCCUGGUUUCUAUUACCAGCAGGCAGCAUACUAUGCCCAGGAGCGGAAACAGCUUACGAAAACCCUCUGUAACCAUGAAGCUUCUGUAACGUACCCCAACCCUGAUCCCUUAGAAACGCAAACAGGACUUCUUGACUUCUACGGACAACGAUCAUGGCGACAAGGAAUACUAAGUUUUGAUCUUUCUGAUCCCGAAAAAGAGAAGGUGGGGAUUCUUGCCAUUCAGCUGAAGGAGAGAAGUGUUGUUCACUCUGAAAUAAUAAUAACUCUUCUGAGCAAUGCUGUUGCGCAAUUUAAGAAAUAUAAGUGUCCGAGAAUGAAAAGUCAUCUGAUGGUUCAAAUGGGAGAGGAAUAUUAUUAUGCAAAGGAUUAUACCAAAGCUUUGAAGUUGCUGGAUUAUGUGAUGUGUGAUUAUCGGAGUGAAGGAUGGUGGACCCUGCUCACGUCUAUACUGACCACAGCUCUGAAGUGUUCCUACCUCAUGGCCCAACUGAAAGAUUACAUCACUUAUUCCCUAGAACUCCUUGGAAGAGCUUCAACUCUGAAAGAUGACCAGAAAUCUCGGAUAGAAAAGAACCUCAUAAAUGUUUUAAUGAAUGAAAGUCCUGAUCCUGAACCUGACUGUGAUAUCUUAGCUGUGAAAACUGCUCAGAAGCUGUGGGCGGACCGAAUUUCUCUGGCCGGCAGCAAUCUUUUCACAAUAGGCGUACAGGACUUUGUGCCAUUUGUGCAAUGCAAAGCCAAGUUCCACGCCCCAAGUUUUCAUGUCGACGUUCCCGUGCAGUUCGAUAUUUAUCUGAAGGCUGAUUGUCCACAUCCCAUUAGGUUUUCUAAGCUCUGUGUCAGCUUUAAUAAUCAGGAAUACAACCAGUUCUGUGUAAUUGAAGACGCAUCCAAAGCAAGCGACGUUUUAGAAAAUUUGACUCAGGGAAAGAUGUGCUUAGUUCCUGGUAAAACAAGGAAGUUUUUAUUUAAAUUUGUGGCAAAAACUGAAGAUGUGGGAAAGAAAAUUGAGAUCACAUCCUUGGAUCUGGUUCUGGGCAACGAGGCAGGAAGAUGCGUGGUCUUGAACUGGCAGGGAGGAGGAGGAGACGCCGCUUCCACCCAGGAAGCCUUACAGGCCUCCCGUUCUUUCAAAAGAAGGCCCAGGCUCCCCGACAGCGAGGCUCACUGGGACAGCAUAGUGAUCCAGGCGAGCACCAUGAUCAUUUCCAGAGUUCCAAACAUUUCUGUCCAUCUGCGACAUGACCCUCCUGCCCUGACUAACGAAAUGUACUGUUUGGUUGUGACUGUGCAAUCCCACGAGAAGACCCCCAUCAGAGACGUGAAGCUCACUGCUGGUUUAAAACCCGGACAGGAUGCCAAUUUAACUCAGAAAACUCACGUGACUCUUCAUGGAACAGAACUGUGUGAUGAGUCCUACCCGGCUCUACUCACGGACAUUCCUGUCGGAGACCUGCAUCCCGGGGAGCAGCUGGAAAAAAUGUUAUAUGUUCGCUGUGGAACAGUGGGCUCAAGAAUGUUUCUUGUGUAUGUUUCUUACCUGAUCAAUACAACUAUUGAAGGAAAAGAAAUUGUUUGCAAGUGUCACAAGGAUGAAACUGUAACAAUAGAAACCGUCUUUCCAUUUGACGUUGCAGUUAAAUUUGUUUCUACAAAGUUUGAGCACCUGGAAAGGGUUUAUGCCGACAUCCCCUUCCUGCUGAUGACGGACCUGUUGAGUGCCUCCCCCUGGGCCCUCACCAUCGUCUCCAGUGAGCUGCAGCUUGCUCCUUCCAUGACGCCCGUGGACCGGCUGGAGUCCCAGGUGGACGGCGUUGUCUUACAGACCACAGAGAGCGCCAGUGAAUGCUUUUGCCUUCGUUGCCCAUCUGUUGGAAAUGUUGAAGGUGGAGUAGCAACUGGGCAUUAUAUUAUCUCCUGGAAGAGGACUUCAGCCACGGACAACAUCCCUGUCAUCAGGACUGUCAUCACUCUGCCACACGUGAUUGUAGAAAAUAUCCCUCUCCAUGUGAACGCAGAUCUGCCAUCAUUUGGGCGUGUCAGAGAGUCGUUACCAGUCAAGUAUCACCUCCAGAAUAAGACUGACUUAGUUCAAGACGUGGAGAUUUCUGUGGAGCCCAGUGAUGCCUUCAUGUUCUCAGGUCUUAAACAGAUUCGAUUACGUAUCCUCCCUGGCACCGAACAGGAAAUGUUAUAUAAUUUCUACCCUCUGAUGGCCGGGUACCAGCAGCUGCCAUCUCUCAACAUCAACUUGCUCAGGUUUCCCAACUUCACAAAUCAACUGCUCAGGCGUUUUAUACCCACCAGUAUUUUUGUAAAGCCCCAGGGCCGACUCAUGGACGAUGCCUCCAUCGCUGCUGCGUGAUGUUCAGGACGGGCCUCGGCUGUUCUUACGGAGACGCUGGACAGAACUGUAUAAGUUUUUCAUGGUGAACUGUAGCUUGAUCAUGGUACAAGUUAAUCUUUGCUGGUUUUUAAUGGAUGUUAUACCAACUCUUCAGAGGAACUCAUGCUUAAAAUAUUAGGAAAAUCUAUCCUCUCUUAUAGUUUCACUAAUAAAUAUUUGAAAUCUGUCAGUGUGACAUGAAAGGAUGUCAGUCCUUUGUUACUGUUGAAAGUCAUUUUAUGGAUAGUAACGUCUUUUCAAAGUAAGGGAUUUGAACAUGCAGUGGCCGAGGAAAGUUAAGCAUCUGAAAUAUGACUGGACAAGGGGAACAUGCGCCAGUGUCUGCCCCAGGAAAGUUCUGAAUCCCUGGGUGUCUCUUUCAGAGUUGGCUAAACCGGAGGUAAAUCCAUCCUCGUGAAUCUAGUGUGUGCUCAGAAUACAUACACAGGAAGCGGAAAGCAGUCACGUGACUGAUGCAGAAAACUUCCAGAAAGUUUUAAAGCAAUUUAAGAUGUCUAAAAAAUAUCUUUGCUUACCAUCAAAACAUGUCAACUAGGUUCAGCUUGCAGCCAAAACGUGGAUCAUUUAUGAAGCAGGUUUGUAUUUUUAAGUAUGUUAACAAGAUCCUUACCUGUCAGUAUCUGAACUGCGAGAUUCUGAUUCUAAGCAUAAUUCCCUAAACUAAAAGUUUUUGAGAAAGGUGCAAGGUCUCAAUAAGAGCUUUUAGUUAUGUUGUGCAAUUUGAAAAGAACUAUUUAAAACUUUUGGAAAUUCAUGUAAAUAAAAAUCAUAUUGUGAAAAUCGUCUUUGUUAAAAUAUCUUAAUUUAAAACUACCCCAUUUCCCAGAGAUUUUUAUUAUUUAAAAGUGUAGGAGUUUCAAAAAGGAAAACAAUAAUGUAAAUAAAUAUGUUGUCUUUCAGAUAUGCUUGUAUGUAUCUUUUAUUUAUUUUGCGCUUGUUUGAUUUCAGCUUCAUGGAACAGCUUUUACUCAGAACACGGUUGCAGAGGUAUGGUGGAGUGUGUAGGACGGGAAAUAGGUCCGUGUUCUAGAGCCAGCGCUGCCCAUCUUCGGGGAGACGGGGGCGGUGGCGGGCCAGGAGGAUGUGAAUUCCCUGUUAUCACAGCUUUACAGGUGGAGGCCACAGGAGUUUGUCGGAUUGUCUAGGGCCAAAUCCCAGCUCCAGUGACUUUGUUCAUGUU